ACCCGCCUGCUCUUUCCACCGUGUUUCGUUUUCCUUCCCUUCCAUUAACCACCCCUUCAACUUCUCUCCCCAUUCCAAACCCUAACCCUCGCUCUCGCCCAUCACGAAAAGAUAACUUUCGAAAUCCCAAAGCCUACCCAUGGCCGCUCAGUCGGUCAGCAAUCUUUACGAGACGGCAUCUCAGCCGGACACGGGCGGCGAUGCCUACACCUUUCUGGAAUUCAACACGCAGGGAGACGACUACGACUACCCUGAGUUCCAAGAGCUGUCGCAGCCGAGCAGGUCUCCUACGUGGCGGGCACCGGUUGCGGAAGCCCGGGCGGAUUCUUCAAACGCCGUUCUCCACUCCGCUGAUCCGAGCGGGUCUAAUCCUGCUUCAUCCUCCGCGGGAUCGUCUUCGUUCAGCAAGGCGAAGGCAGCAGCUGCUUCGUCAGCCGUGGAUUCACUGGCGGUGGGAAUGAGCGGCCUCAACUUUGAAGAGACAGGCGAGGAUGAGAGCUACGCGUUUGGGAAAGGGGAUUUCACCGAGCACGCGUGCAGGUACUGUGGGGUACAAAAUCCAGCUUGUGUUGUUAGGUGCAAUAUUCCAUCCUGCCGGAAAUGGUUCUGCAACUCGAGGGGGAACACGUCUGGAUCUCACAUCGUUAAUCAUUUGGUAAGAGCAAAACAUAAGGAAGUUUGUCUUCAUAAGGACAGUCCAUUAGGAGAGACGAUACUUGAGUGCUAUAAUUGUGGCUGUCGCAAUGUUUUCCUACUUGGAUUUAUUUCUGCAAAAACAGAGAGUGUUGUUGUUCUGCUGUGUAGAGAACCUUGUCUCAGCGUGAAUGCACUGAAAGACAUGAAUUGGGAUCUCAGUCAAUGGUGUCCUCUGAUUGAUGAUAGGUGUUUUCUUCCAUGGUUGGUUAAGGUUCCUUCUGAGCAGGAGCAGCUCAGGGCACGACAGGUUACGGCUCAGCAAAUUAACAAGGUGGAGGAGCUUUGGAAGACAAACCCUGAUGCUUCCUUAGAAGAUCUUGAGAAACCUGGAGUAGAUGAUGAGCCUCAGCCCGUAGCUUUGAAGUAUGAAGAUGCAUACCAGUACCAAAAUGUAUUCGCUCCGCUAAUUAAGUUGGAAGCUGAUUAUGAUAAGAUGAUGAAGGAGUCUCAGAGUAAAGAUAAUGCAACAAUCAGAUGGGAUGUUGGCCUUAAUAAGAAGCGAAUAGCUUAUUUUGUCUUUCCCAAGGAAGACAAUGAACUAAGACUUGUUCCUGGGGAUGAGUUAAGAUUGCGGUAUUCUGGCGAUGCAGCUCAUCCUGCAUGGCAAUCCGUUGGACAUGUUAUCAAGCUUACUGCUCAGGAGGAGGUUGCGCUUGAACUGCGCGCUAGUCAGGGAGUUCCAAUUGAUUUGAAUCAUGGAUUUAGUGUUGAUUUUGUCUGGAAGAGUACAAGCUUUGAUAGAAUGCAAGGGGCUAUGAAAACCUUUGCUGUUGAUGAAACGAGUGUUAGUGGAUAUAUAUAUCAUCACCUUCUUGGGCAUGAAGUUGAACUUCAAGUAGUCCGUAAUACUCUACCUCGCCGUUUUGGUGCUCCAGGCCUCCCAGAGUUGAACGCCUCUCAGGUUUUUGCUGUUAAGAGUGUUCUUCAAAAACCAAUUAGCUUAAUACAAGGUCCGCCUGGAACGGGAAAAACGGUUACAUCUGCAGCAAUUGUGUACCACAUGGCUAAGCAAGGUCAAGGGCAGGUCCUUGUCUGUGCUCCAAGUAAUGUUGCUGUUGACCAACUAGCCGAGAAGAUAAGUUCAACUGGAUUAAAGGUUGUAAGGCUCUGUGCUAAAUCAAGAGAGGCCGUUAGCUCUCCGGUUGAGCAUCUAACGCUUCAUUAUCAGGUCCGUCAUCUGGAUGCAUCUGAAAAAAGUGAACUUCAGAAGCUUCAACUAUUGAAGGAUGAACAAGGUGAAUUGUCAAGUAGCGACGAAAAGAAGUUUAAAGCAUUGAAGCGUGCCACAGAAAGAGAGAUACUUCAGAGUGCUGAUGUUAUUUGUUGCACUUGUGUUGGUGCCGGUGAUCCUCGAUUGUCAAACUUCCGUUUCCGGCAGGUUCUUAUUGAUGAAUCUACGCAGGCAACCGAACCGGAAUGUUUAAUACCUUUAGUUCUUGGAGUCAAGCAGGUUGUUCUUGUUGGAGACCAUUGCCAGCUUGGUCCUGUUAUUAUGUGUAAGAAAGCAGCUCGUGCUGGGCUAGCACAAUCUCUGUUUGAGCGUCUUGUACUUCUUGGACAUAAGCCGUUCAGAUUGCAGGUUCAGUACCGCAUGCAUCCAUCUCUAUCAGAGUUUCCCUCUAAUAGCUUUUAUGAGGGCACCCUUCAAAAUGGAGUAACAAUAAAUGAAAGACAAUCAACUGGCAUUGACUUCCCUUGGCCUGUCCCUAACCGUCCCAUGUUUUUUUAUGUGCAGAUGGGACAAGAAGAGAUAAGUGCAAGUGGGACUUCUUAUCUAAAUAGAACAGAAGCUGCAAAUGUGGAGAAAAUUGUUACCACAUUUUUGCGAAGUGGCGUUGUACCUUCUCAGAUUGGAGUUAUUACACCAUAUGAAGGUCAAAGAGCAUAUAUUGUGAAUUAUAUGUCAAGGAACGGGUCCCUCAGGCAACAACUCUAUAAAGAAAUCGAGGUUGCAAGUGUUGACUCAUUCCAAGGUAGAGAAAAGGAUUACAUCAUCUUGUCUUGUGUGAGGAGCAAUGAACAUCAGGGUAUUGGUUUUCUUAAUGACCCACGUAGACUGAAUGUGGCACUGACUCGAGCUCGCUAUGGCAUUGUUAUAUUGGGAAAUCCCAAGGUUCUUAGUAAACAGCCACUAUGGAAUUGUUUGCUGACACAUUACAAGGAACGGGAGUGUCUUGUAGAAGGUCCUCUUAAUAAUCUGAAACAGAGCAUGGUUCAAUUUCAGAAGCCAAAGAAGAUCUACAGUGACCGCAGGCUUUUCUUUGGAGCUGGUCCGGGUCUUGUGGCUGGUGAUAAUUUUGCUCCCGUUAGUUCACCAAGCCCGAAUACUGACAAGAGGGGUGGACGGAUGAAAGGCAAUUCUUACGUUCCAUUUGCACCACCAAAUGGUCCACUUAAACCAGGAGUCCACCCGGUGGGAUAUCCUUUGUCCCGAAUUCCUCUUCCACCUUUUCCUGGAGGCCCCCAUUCUCAGCCAUAUGCUAUCCCAACUCGUGGAGCUGUCCAUGGACCAAUUGGAGCCAUGCCUCAUGUACCACAGACUGGGAAUAGAGGGUUUGGAGCUGUUCGUGGCAAUGCUGGUGGUCCUAUUGGAGGCCAUCUAUCGCAUCAGCAUAACUCGCAGCAAGCUUUGAGUAGCUUUGGGUCUGGAUUUAAUUUUCCUGCAGUGGACAAUCUGAAUAGCCAGCCUUCCAUUGGCACCCCAUUGUCUCAAACAGGAAUAAUGACACAGGCACCGGUUCAAGGUCUUAGCCAAACUUUUCGUGAUGGAUUUUCAAUUGGUGGCAUGUCUCAGGAUUAUGGCGAUGACUUCAAAAGCCAAGGUUCACACGUUGCAUAUAAUGUUGCAGACUUCUCUACUCAGGUUUCUCAAAGCGGAUAUGGUCUUGAAUAUGCUUCUCAAGGCCCUCAAGCUGGAUUCCCAAGCUACUUGAAUCAGAAUACCCAACAAGGAUUUACUCAUAUUGGCACAGGAAAUGGUUUCAUCUCUCAGGAUUACAUGCAGCAUGGAUCUCAAGGACUAUUUACACAGGCUGGUUUCAAUAAUCCUUCUCAAGACGAGUCUCUUCAAAGCCAUUUUGGCGGACCUGGUCCACUACAGUCGCAGGGCCUCUUGAAUCCAAUUUAUUCCCAACCUUUCACCCAAUACAAUGCCCAGCCUUUAAACAUGCAGCAACCUUCACAACAACAGAAUCAGAGCUCAGCUACCCAAAAACUUCACUAUAAUGGCUGAUCCAAUCUAUAAUCUCAUGGUUCCCGUGGGGUUAAAAUUCUCCCUAUGAGCAAAAUAUGAUUUUUGCAAAAUUUUUGCCAUUCUUGGCUCAUGAAAGGUACAGAAGUUUGGGGCCGGCUUGCUUCUCCAUUAUACACAUAUCGGACCCCCCAAUAGAACCUGAUUGGGGUUUUCAGUAGAGAAAAAUUUUGGUUUUCGCAACGGCAACCAACCUCCUGCACGGCCAGAGUCAAAGAAAGGUAUCUAUCCAUUUAUCUUUCCUAAUUACAAUUUUAACUAUUUGGGGA
This is a messenger RNA of Phalaenopsis equestris, 4215 nucleotides long. Its product is annotated as regulator of nonsense transcripts 1 homolog. Gene Ontology annotation, biological process: nuclear-transcribed mRNA catabolic process, nonsense-mediated decay. Gene Ontology annotation, cellular component: cytoplasm. Gene Ontology annotation, molecular function: zinc ion binding; RNA helicase activity; ATP binding. The record is from RefSeq and is a predicted model, not a curated record. The coding region runs from base 140 to 3928 and encodes 1262 amino acids. Lineage: Eukaryota; Viridiplantae; Streptophyta; Magnoliopsida; Asparagales; Orchidaceae. The transcript has 29 exons.